AUGGAGACAUUAUUUUUACCUCAUGGCCAAAAACAGAAUGUGCAAAAUUCUGCUAGCAAGUCCUUGAAAGAUCUGUGGCUUGUUGUACGCGAAGGGUCUGUGGCUGAUGUUGAUUCGGCUUUGGCAUUAUUGAAGAAGAAUGGGGGAAAUAUCAAUUCAAGGAACGCAUUUGGCCUCACGCCUCUACACGUUGCAACAUGGAGAAAUCAUGUACCUAUAGUCAGAAGGCUUCUUGCUGCUGGUGCAGAUCCUAAUGCUAGGGACGGGGAGUCAGGAUGGAGUAGCCUUCACAGGGCUCUGCAUUUUGGUCAUCUUGCGGUAGCAAGCAUCAUUCUCCAGUCUGGGGCUUCUAUCACUUUGGAGGACUCUAAAUCUCGAACCCCUGUUGAUCUACUCUCUGGGCCUGUGAUACGGGCUGUUGGGAACGGAGAUAAUUCAGUGGCUACCGAGGUGUUUAGCUGGGGUAGUGGUGUCAACUAUCAGCUAGGAACUGGAAAUGCACACAUACAAAAGUUACCAUGCAAACUUGAUUCAUUUCAUGGUUCACUUAUCAAAUCACUUUCUGCUGCGAAGUUCCACAGUGUAGCAGUCACUGGCCGAGGAGAAGUUUACACAUGGGGAUUUGGAAGGGGCGGUCGCCUUGGGCACCCUGAUUUUGAUAUUCACAGCGGCCAAGCUGCAGUUAUCACUCCCCGGCAGGUGACUUUUGGUUUAGGGGCCCGCAGGGUGAAGGCUAUUGCAGCGGCUAAACAUCACACUGUCAUUGCAACAGAGGGCGGGGAGGUGUUUACUUGGGGUUCAAAUAGAGAGGGUCAGCUUGGCUAUACUUCCGUGGAUACCCAGCCCACACCAAGGAGAGUUAGUUCCCUAAAGUCAAAAAUUGUUGCUGUUGCUGCAGCAAACAAACACACUGCUGUAGUUUCUGAUUCGGGUGAGGUUUUCACAUGGGGAUGCAAUAAAGAAGGUCAGCUUGGAUAUGGCACCUCUAACUCAGCUUCAAAUUACACUCCAAGAGUGGUUGAAUACUUGAAGGGCAAGAUUUUCACUGGAGUUGCAGCAGCAAAAUAUCACACAAUUGUUUUAGGAGCUGAUGGAGAGGUAUUUACUUGGGGUCACCGGCUUGUUACUCCAAGACGUGUAGUUAUAACUAGAAAUAUUAGAAAAUUUGGGAGUUCUCCAUUGAAGUUUCAUCGUAAGGAACGCCUACAUGUGGUUGCUAUAGCUGCAGGGAUGGUACACAGCAUGGUUCUUACAGACGAUGGUGCCUUGUUUUAUUGGGUGUCCUCUGAUCCUGAUCUUCGAUGUCAACAGGUUUUGUUUGACUGA
Messenger RNA from Ilex paraguariensis (yerba mate), 1326 nucleotides. The record is from the annotation of a GenBank genome assembly. NCBI's taxonomy places the organism in Eukaryota, Viridiplantae, Streptophyta, Magnoliopsida, Aquifoliales, Aquifoliaceae.